CUAGCCGGUCGAUCUGUCGUCUCCAUCCCGUCCGAGCAGACCGCACGGCGUGCGGCGCCGCUCCGCUGCAUCAGGCGCGUGCGCUCCCUCCUCUGUGUGGCGACGCCCCGCUCCUGUACAGGCGUGCCCUCCCUCCCUCUCCGUCAGCGCCAUGAUGUCAAGGCUAUCUCAUCGGAGCAGUUGGCGGAGCUCGUGCCAUCCCGUCGGCGCCUACCGUCCUCAUCCCAGUCCUGCGAUGGUCGCCGAGAUAAGUACCUCCCCUCCCUCCACUUCCUCGUCCAUCUCGUCUCAGCCCCAAACCCUAGCAGCAGCUUUGAUUUGCUCUCUUCUUCCCUCUGCUUCCUCCGCCUCCCGAGAUCAGAACGUGGGGAUUUGUGGGUUCCGUAUCUUUUUUGUGCUUUCUCCUUUCUCGUACGGUCCUAACCUGUGUUGUUUUUUUCCCAAUUUUGCCUUAACCUAAUAUGCAACUUCUUCGAUUCUUGCCUUGGCCUGAUCUGCAACUUUUCGAUGUAGGCUGAAUGUAGGCACCGCGAUGGCCUCAGGUCACCUGGGAGGGUAAGGGUUAGAUAGCAGCAGCUGGAUUGAAGCCUUUUGAGGUUCAGCUAGCCGUGCAGAAAAAAGGAUGAGCCCUUACUGAAUCAGGUUCUUUUUUCCCUUAAAUGAGUUCGGGUCAGGUUGAUAUGCUUGAGUAAUUUUUAGUUGCAGCCUGCAAGGCAGUUGUUUAUAGUUCAUAAAUAAAUUAAGAUUUGGCUACCUUACUUAUAUUGCCUCAUGUUUUAGGAUAGCGGUAGAUUUGGAAAAUUUGCUCUUUAAUAAAAAACAAGUUGAGUUUGCCAUGAAAGCUCUGCUUGAUUUACCAUCACACAUAUGGUAUUAUAAAGUUAUAGUAACCAUAUUCUUGAAAAAAGGUUUAUUUGCAUCAAAAGGGACAGUGACCAUAAUUAUAUGAAAGAUAGCUUGGUUAGCUUGAAAAGGAAUGCUGCUUCACAUUGACCUGUCUGGAACAUGUGUUCUUAGAAUUUGGCAUGUCUGAAAUAAGUCCCUUUGCUUUAACUCGAUAUGCUUAUUUGCUCUAGCUGAACUGCACUUAUAUAUUAUCUUUAUUCCUGUUGCAAGGUGAAGAGUUUAUGUCUGCUGUUGCCUGAAUCUUCGUGUUGUUGUUGUCUUGGCAUUGCAAAGGUCAUUUCCUUCUCAAUCAAGAAAAGCACAUUGCUGUUAAAUUGCUAUUGAUUUCUGCUGUGGUUUUGCAACAAUUUGCAAAGAUGGGAGAUGUGCUGAUUCCAAGUCUCAUGACUGGUGAUUGCAAUGAUACCAUAUGCGUACGUGCUUCUAGGUUUUGGGAAUUUUAUGAUCUGAAUGAUGAGACAAAGCUGUUGCAUGCUGAUCUUGUGCUCCUUGAUGAGGAGGGUAACAGCAUACAUGCGCAGAUCUACCCCAACGCAUUUCAGCGGUUCAAGACAUUGAUAAAAGAGGGCAAUGUCUACAAUCUUGCUUGCUUUUGGGUCAAGAAAUCAAAUGACAAGUACAAACCAGUAACUAAUGAAAACAUGAUCAGCUUAUCAACAUGGACUACAAUAGAAGUGGUGGUUGAAAUUCCACAUGCUUUUCCUAUGUUCACCUACUCCCUGACUCCAAUAGAGCAACUUCCAUCUCGUGUGGACUACACAGAAUACUUCACGGAUGUCAUUGGAAUAGUCACAGCAAUCUCAAAUGUCAUAACACUAAGAGCAAGAGGAAGACAAAAUGAUAGUUUGAAGAGGGUUGUCACCAUAUGCAGUGAAAGCAAUGCUUCAAUGGAUGUCGUGCUAUGGGGUGAGCGUGCCUCUUCCUUCCCAGCUGAACAAAUGCAAAAAGAAGGAGAAGCAUUCCCACAAGUUAUCAUAUUUGUUGGUACCCUUGUCAAAAAAUACGCAUCAUCUGGAGCAGUCACCUUAGCCGGCAAUUCACCAUGCAAGUGGUACAUAAAUCUAGAUGUUCCUGAGGCGAGAGCUCUUCUAUCCAGCAUUGGAAACACAAAUCAGCCAAUUAGGUGGGAUCAGCAAAUGACACCAACUAAAGCUACACCUGCUGUUGAACACAAAAAUAUUUCUGAAAUCAAAGAUCUUAAUCCCUUCAAAUACAAGAAAAUGGACUUCUUGGUUACUAUGACAAUAAGAAAUAUUGAUAGUUCCUGGUGGUACAACUCUUGCUACAAGUGCGUGAAAACCGCUAAACCUUACGGUGACUUAUACAAGUGCACUGACAGUGAAUGUAAUUAUAUUGGCAAACCAGUCCAGAGGAACAAGCUAAGCAUGAUUGCUGGAGAUGAGACGGGUGACACAGAUUUUAUUAUGUUUGGAAGGUGGGUUCAGCGCUUGACAAAGAAAACUGCUGAUACACUUAUCGCUGAGAAUCCACAGGGUUUCAUUCCAAAUGAGAUCACAAGGCUCUUAGAAAAAAAAUCGAAUUCAAUGUCAGCUUCACAGAAAACACAACAAGCUCCAACAAAGUUUGCUUCCAGGUCCAUGCAGUAGUUGGAGAAGUAAACGACACCAAUGCUCUCCCACCAACAGGAUCUCAGUCAUCAUCACUUCUGAUAUCACAGAGUGCUAGCGGUGCUAUCCAGCGCACCCCACAGAAAAGCGCUGCCUUCACUUUAACCUCACAAUCUUCAGGGGCCAGCCAUGCUUCAAGCACCACACCAACAAAAAUAGCUACCGACAUCAAUGAGUCAUAGCUUACUCCACAGAGUCAUGGAUACAAUGAUGGGAGUCAGAUCACUCCAACCAAGGAAUCAAAUAUUGUUAUAGUACCAACAGAGGAGCAACAUACAAAGUCUGUCAAUGCUCCAGCUAUCCAUAUUCAAAGUGCAGUUGUAGCACCAACAAAUACACAACACAAGAAUGAUGACACCAUUUUGGCUAAGUCUACUGCUAAUCCAAAAGAGUCUAAGGAUGCAGUUGGUAAUUCUACAACUAAGACAAGAAAAAGGUCCCGCCCCUCACCUAGGCAAAAAAUUGCUAAAAAACUGCUGCUUGAUGAACACGCUGAAAAUGAAGAUGAUGACUGUGGCCCAUAGUCACAUAGUUCCCGGGUCGACCGGGUCGUGGGUCGGGGUCGAGGGUCGAGGGUCGAAGGUGUAUAAAAAUGCGGGUCGAAGGUAGUAGUUUGGAACGAAUGACCCCGAUUAAUCCAGGUCGACCCUCCGGGUCGAUGACACAGGUCACGUAGAUCUCAUAUGUCAUACAGUUAGAGAUGUGAGGUAAUAUGCAUAUACAAUACAAAAGAAAUGAAAGCAAAAUUCAAAAAGAAAGAAAGAAAAUAUCAACUGGGCUCCGGAAUGCUGGCCUGGCAAAGAUAUAAAAGCAAAAUGGAGAGAAAAGAAUACUUGGGCUGCCCAUGUUGGCCCAAAUAGCCCAUCACUCAUCUAACAUAACCCUAUCUUUGAGUCACUGGCCGCUGCAGUCGCAUGCUGCAGCCACAGCCGUCAUAUCUUUCCUCCCCGUUCUCCCUCUGCUCUGUGCCGCCGGCACCAAUAUGGUAGCUGUCUGCAGCACCUGGCCGUGUGCGCUGCAGCACCUGGCCGUGUGCACUGCAGCACCUGGCCGUGUGCGCUCUGGUGAUGAAUCGGGACGUGAACCUGCUGGAAUUGGGUCGACGACCCUGGUCGUCCCCGACCCUCAAUUCGGGACGGCAUUCCCGGGUCGAGGAACGUGAGGUCGACCUUGAAUCUGGUGACUAUGCUGUGGCCAUGACACAGCCAAGCCUAGUUCCAGCACCGAUGAUUAGAAUGAAGAUGCAGAUCAGCUCAUUUUGUGUUUUCCCAGCUGCAGCCAUGUCUAGAACUACAUCUAAUGAAGUGCUAUUACGUGCAAUGUUCUGUCUUUUGGAUACUUUUAUGGCUGCAAACUGUGCUAUUUCUAAGUCCUCUCUAGUUUAUUAGUACUCACUUUUAUUUGGAUUAGUAUUCUCAGCUACCUACAAAAAUGUUUGGUAGCUACUAAUGCUGAUCCUCAAUUGUAAUAUAUGGCUUGACAUAACCCAUCGGCUGCUCAUGCCAUUCAAUCAGUAAUACUACUGCUGGUGUUAGGAUUUAUAUUUGGCUGAGCAAUUGCUAUUACUUUGUUUGUCGAUCAAAGCAUUGUUGUACUAUACUCCUAAUAUCUGAAUAGCUAGAUCUUAUUAUCAAUUA
Panicum virgatum (switchgrass) is the source of this 4171-nucleotide messenger RNA. RefSeq lists its product as uncharacterized. The transcript is spliced from 15 exons. Gene Ontology annotation, molecular function: DNA binding. Gene Ontology annotation, cellular component: nucleus. Gene Ontology annotation, biological process: DNA recombination; DNA repair; DNA replication. NCBI's taxonomy places the organism in Eukaryota, Viridiplantae, Streptophyta, Magnoliopsida, Poales, Poaceae. Bases 1263 to 2513 code for a protein of 416 amino acids. The record is from RefSeq and is a predicted model, not a curated record.